AUGCGCUCCAUCGAGGAUUUCAUCAACGCCAAAUAUGCCGACAAAGUCCUGCACAAAGUCGGACUGUGCAUCGGCUUCCACUCCCUGAUUUCCGCCUCGGAAGGACUCAUCGGACACGGCACUGGGAUCGUGAAUGUCAAUGUGGACUUCCGUCUCAUCGUCUUCCGCCCUUUCAAGGGCGAAAUCGUCCGCGCCACCAUCACGAGUUCCGACCAUGAUGUUGGGAUUCGAUUAUCAAUGGACUUCUACGAAGAUCUCGUCGUUCCGCCGGAGACCUUGUUUGAGAACACGUCGUGGGAGGUGGACGAGAAUGGAACAUGGGCCUAUGUGUGGAGAGCGGAUGAUGGAGAGGGAGGCUGCAAUGAGUUCUUCUUUGAUAAUGCUGAGAGCUGCAUGAUGCGUAUCGAGGAAGAACAAUUCCAUGACACGACUCCUGAUGCGGCGAAAGAUGAGAGCGAGGAGGAAGCGAGGAAGGUGGCACCUUACUUGGUGAGGGGCAGCAUGAUGCAUGCGGGACUGGGUCCGACGCUAUGGUGGCUUGGUGAGGGUACUGAAGCGGUACCUCAGGCUCUAGAUGGCGAUGGCGAUGGCGAUCAAGCCAUGGGAUGA
Lecanosticta acicola is the source of this 609-nucleotide messenger RNA. The record is from the annotation of a GenBank genome assembly. Lineage: Eukaryota; Fungi; Ascomycota; Dothideomycetes; Mycosphaerellales; Mycosphaerellaceae.